Messenger RNA from Loa loa (African eye worm), 1649 nucleotides. RefSeq lists its product as hypothetical. Lineage: Eukaryota; Metazoa; Nematoda; Chromadorea; Rhabditida; Onchocercidae. The transcript is spliced from 7 exons. The record is from RefSeq and is a predicted model, not a curated record. The annotation marks the transcript as partial.
CACCACCAGAUUUAUCAAUACCAUCACAAACAGAAUUUCGUGUUCCAAUUGGGACGAAGCAGUUUCGACUAAUAUGUCCUGUCAAAGAGAAGAACGAUGACCUUUUAAUGAUUCAAUGGAAGAAAAACGACGAACUAAUUGGAUUCGAUUUCAACAAUCGAUUCAAAUUGGCUCGAUCAGAUCGUGAGCUGAAAAUUCGUAAUCCUCAGCUAUCGGACGGUGGAAUAUAUCAGUGCCAAGUGGUUAAUGGGUUUGGACAUCGGGAAUUGAACUUUACCAUAAUUUUUUACGAUCCAGCGGUGGAGAAUGAACAAAAUGCUGACAGUACACUGACACUCAGUACUAAUGCAUCGCCACCAAUAUGGAAGAACGAAACAGAAAUUCGAAAUUGGAUGAUAAAUCCAGUACGGAUAACAAUUGGUGGGGCAUUAUUGCUCAAAUGUCCUGCAAAAGGAAAUCCACUCCCGCGCAUUACUUGGUUACGAGAUGGCAAGACAUUAGAACGAGAAAUCACUUAUCAUUAUUCCUCAGCGAUACUUUAUCUAAGUGAUGUACAACCUAGCGAAGGUGGUAACUAUGUAUGUAAACUGGAAAACGAACAUGGUAGCAUCGAAGCAUCAUUUCACGUUUAUGUGGAAAAUUUCUUCGAAGGUUUGGAUGGUGAAAGCUGGUCUAUUGAUCAGACAAAUGCGCAGCUUUACCCAGUUAUUGAUGAACCCUUCAAUAACACUGUUCGAGUUGGUCGAACUGCUCAAUUUCAAUGCAAAGUAAGGAAUCAACAACAACCCCUUAUUAAGUGGUUAAAACGGGUCGAAGAUCCGAAUGCAAUUCGUCAAACAAAUGCAAACGCAACAUUAAUUCAUGCAAAUAACAUGCAUCUUUUACUGCUGGAAAAACCGGAAACAACUGCUGAAUUAUCGGAUGAUGUAAGCCUAAAUAGGCUUAUUAUUCCGAAUGUACGAUAUGAGCAUUCUGGAACAUAUCUUUGUGUAGUAACAAAUGCUCAUGGUGAUAUCGCUUAUCGAUCAGCAUAUCUUCAUGUUAUUGCAAGAUCGGAUCAUGGAGUAUUAUCAAAUCUUUAUUUUUAUGGUGGUAUAUUAAUCCUAAUUGUUGUAUUUACAUCAAUAACUUAUGCUGUUUAUUUUUUGCGGAAGAAUCAGGCUGCUAAAAAUAGUGAAUCAGCGCAAGGUAUCACAACUACUCGAUAUUCAUUUUCACUAAGGCCUCCACCUCCGAAUCUUCCACCUCCAAAAGCUCCAGCAUUACCUUCUGAACGACAACAAUUGAUGCUGAACAAUCAGCCUUGUGAUCGCUAUACGAUCAAUUCAACAGCAACAACAUACUAUCCACAAUUUGGAACUCCAGAUAAAAAGUUGCAAAAGAUAAUAACGGAAAGUGGUACACGUCCAACACCUAUACGACGUACGAAUGGUAAUGAUACGAAAUAUCGAUUAAAAGAAGAUUACGUAUGUUCACCCAAAUGGAUGCAUACUAAAGCUGAUAAUAUUGAAGUUGAAAUAGAUCAAAAUUUAUUAAAAGGCCGUUCCACGCAUCGCUAUAAUCCGGUAUCAGUAACAUACGGUCGAAUUGAUAAUAUUGAUCAACAACAAAAACCUUUCCUUAUCACUGGUAAUAUACAAAAAAGGUGA